AUAGGAUUUGAUCGCAAUAAACGCUACGCUGAGACAAUUCGAGAUAUCCUGCAGAAACAAGGACAUCGUUCUACCACCACCACCAAUACCGCCAUCCCCCUCCCAACCAACUUCGCAAACCACGUAACCCACAUCGUCCACGCCCUCUGGACGCACCUCACCCCCAUCCUCGCCCUAGACCCCACGCAAACCUCCCUCCAAACCCCGCGUCCCGUCCUCGACGCUCUGUUCACGCUCGUCGCCGAAGCCGCCAUGCUAAGCCUGCACAUGCGCCUCGACCCCCACACAGCAUACCACUUCGAGCCCGUGUUCAAAGAAGACCUGUACGACUCCGCACGCAUGGAAUGCUUCAACGACGCCGGCAUGCGGGUGCAGAACCCGCGCACGCCUUCUUCCGGCUCGGAAAAGGAGAACCGGCGCGCGGGAAACGAUGAUCCCCUCACGCAGAUCACGCUCAUGGACGGCGUGACUGCGUAUCGGCGCGGCGGGUGGGAGACACACGAGAGUACCGCCGCGAAGCGCGUGUUCCAAGACGGAUGUGAGGGGAGGGGUGUCCGCGUCCGCGUUUUGACACACGGGUGGGUGUUUUGCAGAUGGGGACGGGCGCGGAAGUUUAAGGAUGGCGCGCCGGAUGAUGAUGCGGCUGUGCAUGGGGAGGGGUUUGAGGGGUUUGUGGAGUUUGCGGAGUUGGAGGGGGUU
Messenger RNA from Dothidotthia symphoricarpi CBS 119687, 699 nucleotides. RefSeq lists its product as uncharacterized. Lineage: Eukaryota; Fungi; Ascomycota; Dothideomycetes; Pleosporales; Dothidotthiaceae. The transcript has a single exon. The record is from RefSeq and is a predicted model, not a curated record. The annotation marks the transcript as partial.